Molecule: messenger RNA, 1316 nt
Organism: Lachancea meyersii CBS 8951
Lineage: Eukaryota; Fungi; Ascomycota; Saccharomycetes; Saccharomycetales; Saccharomycetaceae
Source: the annotation of a GenBank genome assembly
GUGACCAAGCAAAAGACCAACGCAGAGUUUAUCAAAGAGUGUACCGCAAAACACGAUGGCUUCUACGACUACUCCAUCACCCAAUACACUGUUUGGAACGCGAAGAUAAAUACAUAUGUCCAGCUCACGGUGUCCAAGAGCAGGGCGCUCAUGAUCAUCGCCGUGGUAGAGGCUGUGGCAAAUGUGGGAGAAAGAAACCGAAAAAGGCGUUCCUUUACGACACCCAGAAGUUCGUUGAGGUUUGCAAUCGCGUGCACAACUCCCGAUACGACUACUCAAACACUGUUCACGCGUCCUACCUCGCAAAGGUUAGCAUCCGUUGCAAAAGUCAUGGGGAGUUCACUCAGGUCGCUGGUUACCAUUUGAGUGGCAACGGCUGCCCACAAUGUGGCAAUGCGUCACGUAAGGGCCGCGGACAACCCUCGAUGCCGCUCACUAAAGACAUGUUUUUAUUUCGUGCCGGUGAGGUUCACGGAGACACCUACGACUAUGCAAGCGUGGUUUACAAUCAAAAACACAUCGGCGUAACGAUCACUUGCAAGUCUCAUGGACCGUUUGUCUGCAAACCACGUAAGCACUUGGAAGGCGUCGGUUGCCCAACAUAUGUAAAUUCCGAUGAUUUUGUCGCAAGUGCUUCUGCAUUAUAUCUGGGCAAAUUCGAAUAUGACCGAUCCUCUUACGAGAAUGGAAAGACAAAGAUGCGUAUCACCUGUCAGGCACAUGGAGAUUUCUGGCAGAUGCCAGGAGAUCACAUCAGGGAUCGCAACGGUUAUCACUGCUACAUUUGCUUCCUCGAAAGCAAGCGGGUGACGCGUGAAGAAUUUAUCACCAGGUCGAAGGCGAUAAAUGGUUCUGCUUACGAUUUCGAUAAAGUAGUUCUCGGAUCCACUUUACACGAUCUCGUUACAAUAUUUUGUAUCAAGUGCCAAAAGCAUCUCCCUCAAAAGGCGAUCAACCAUCUCCAGGGCAAUGGGUGCACAACGUGCUGCGAGCCUCAAAACGAAAAAAAGAUUUGUACGUGGUUGGAAACUACGACCCACGUCUUUGAGCAGCAAAAGGGUUUUCCAGGUAUGAAACAUUUGCUGCCGCUAAAGUGCGAUUUCUACCUUCCUCAAUACAAUUUUGUCGUCGAAUUCGACGGUAUACAACGCUUCGAGCCAGUGAAAGUAUUUGGUGGUGAAGAAAAGUUUGCUCUCAACCAAACGCGCGAUAAGAUCAAAAACGAAUACUGCGUGGCUCAUCGCAUCAAUCUGCUCAGACUCAGAGAUGGCCAGAAUAUCAUUACUGAGCUUCAAACAACCAUCGAUAUCAUAUGA